AUGUUGAAGAGUCGUCCUAGGGUUCUUCUAUUCAAUGUGGAAAAGAUACUUGCCCCUAAUAUAGCAACAUUGAGAGAAGCUGGGGUGCCUCAAUCUGUAAUCUCGUUCAUGAUGUAUCGCUCUCCUAGCACACUGUAUCAGGAGAGUCUCAAGUUCAAAGAAGGUGUGAAUAAGGCAAUUGAAAUGGUAUUCAACCCUCAGAGAUCAACAUUCGCUCAUGCAGUCCAAGUGCUUUGUGAUAUGCAUGAGUCAACUUUCGAACAGAAAAAGGAGGUUUAUGGGAGAUGGGGUUUGUCUAAUGAUGAGAUUCUGUUGGCAUUCAGAUCACAUCCAUUGUGUAUGAAUUUAUCGGAGGAGAAAAUUAUGGAAACAAUGGAUUUUCUUGUGAACAAGAUGGGUUGGCAAGCCACGGUUGUUGCUAGAUGUCCAGUAGUCCUCUUCUUCAAUAUGGAGAGGAGGAUCAUCCCACGGUGCACAGUUGUUAAAAUUCUGCUGACAAAAGAGUUGGUGAAGAAAGAUCUGCGCUUGACUACUUUUCUAAUACCCAAAGAGGAAGUGUUCCUGGGGAGGUUUGUGAACAAAUAUCAGGAUGAUGUUCCUGGUCUGAAGAAUAUUUAUUUAAGGAAAAUGGGUCUUGUCGAACCAAGAUUAGGAUCUAAGAUAUGA
Messenger RNA from Camellia sinensis, 666 nucleotides. The record is from RefSeq and is a predicted model, not a curated record. NCBI's taxonomy places the organism in Eukaryota, Viridiplantae, Streptophyta, Magnoliopsida, Ericales, Theaceae.